GCUGCAGAACUGCAACCUGACUAAAGCCUGCUGUGAGAAUCUCCGUUCUAUACUCAGUACAAAACCAUCUCUGACUGAGCUACGCCUGGGAGACAACCGGUUGGGCACGUCAGGUGUUAAAGUCCUCUGCCAAGGUCUUCUGGACCCAAAGUGCCAACUACAGAAACUUCAAUUGGAGUAUUGUGAACUCUCGCCAGCAAACGCAGAGGCUCUCAGUUCUGCACUGCGCACCACGGCCUCCCUGACCGAACUCAACCUGAGCAACAACAAGCUGGGGGAUGCAGCUGUGAAACAGCUGUGCCAGGGCUUGCUGGAUGCGAACUGUAAACUGCAGUCCCUACAGUUGGAGAACUGUAGGAUCACAGAUGCCAUCUGUGGGGAUCUGGGCACCAUUCUCAGCGCCAAGCCAUCCUUGAAAGAACUCUGCAUCGGUGAGAAUAAGAUUGGCGAUGCAGGUGCCGCCCUCCUGUGCCAGAGUCUCUUGGAUCCAAAUUGCAAAAUAGAGAAGCUUUGCCUCUCAGUUGAGAGAAUGUGGCUCGCCUCUGUCCUCAGCAAAAACGGUUCCUUGACAGAGUUACACAUAGGUGGCAAUAACCUUCGAGACGAGGGCGUCGCUCAGCUCUGUGACGGACUGAUGGACCCCAACUGCACCUUACAGUCUCUCUGGUUGGGUAACUCAGAACUCACACCUGCU
Messenger RNA from Gekko japonicus, 694 nucleotides. Its product is annotated as ribonuclease inhibitor-like. The annotation marks the transcript as partial. Gene Ontology annotation, molecular function: protein binding. The transcript is spliced from 6 exons. The record is from RefSeq and is a predicted model, not a curated record. Lineage: Eukaryota; Metazoa; Chordata; Lepidosauria; Squamata; Gekkonidae.